AUGCUCCGGCUGGAGCCCUCCUCUGGGCUGGGGGGCCGCGGGCCUGGCCUCCUGCCCGUGCUCCUGGCUCUCCUCUGCGUGGCCUGGGCAGAGGUGCGGCCGCUCCAGCUGCGGGGGGAGCAGGCUCCAAUGCCCGGAGCCCUGAGCAGGAAGGAGGGUUUCCUGCUCCUCUCCCUGCACAACCGCCUGCGCAGCCGGGUGCACCCCCCUGCGGCCAACAUGCAGAGACUGGACUGGAGUGAGAGCCUAGCCCGACUGGCUCAGGCCAGGGCAGCCCGCUGUGGCGCCCUGGCCCCAAGCCUGGUGCCCACUCCGGGGGCCACUUCCCAGGUGGGCUGGAAUGUGCAGCUGCUGCCAGUGGGCGCGGCAUCCUUCGUCCACGUGGUGGGCCUGUGGUUUGCAGAAGGCCAGCGGUACAGCCAUGAGGCGGCGGCGUGUGCCCUCAAUGCCACCUGCACCCACUACACUCAGCUCGUGUGGGCCACCUCGAGCCAGCUGGGCUGUGGGCAACAUCCCUGCUCUGGGGAGCAGGCCGAGAUGGAAGCCUUUGUCUGUGCCUACUCUCCUGGAGGCAAUUGGGAGGUCAACGGGCAGACAAUCGUCCCCUACAAGAAGGGCGCCUGGUGCUCGCUCUGCACGGCCAGCGUCUCGGGCUGCUUCAAAGCCUGGGACCAUGCAGGGGGGCUCUGUGAGGUCCCCAGGAACCCAUGUCGCAUGAGCUGCCGGAACGGCGGACAUCUCAACGUCAGCACCUGCCACUGCCACUGUCCCCCCGGCUACACGGGCAGGUUCUGCCAAGUGCGGUGCAGCAUGCAGUGCGUGCAUGGCCGGUUCCGGGAAGAGGAGUGCUCCUGCGUCUGUGACGUCGGCUACGGGGGAGCCCAGUGUGCCACCAAGGUGCACUUUCCCUUCCACGCCUGUGACCUGAGGAUCGAUGGCGACUGCUUCAUGGUGUCUCCGGAGGCAGACACCUAUUACGGAGCCAAGAUGAAAUGCCAGGGAAAGGGCGGGGUCCUCGCCCAGAUCGAGAGCCAGAAAGUGCAGGACAUCCUCGCCUUCUACCUGGGCCGCCUGGAGACCACCAACGAGGUGACUGACAGCGACUUCGAGACCAGGAACUUCUGGAUCGGGCUCACCUACAAGACCGCUAAAGAUGCCUUCCGCUGGAACACCGGGGAGCACCAGUCCUUCACCAGCUUUGCCUUUGGGCAGCCUGACAACCAGGGGUUUGGCAACUGCGUGGAGCUGCAGGCCUCGGCCGCCUUCAACUGGAACGACCAACGCUGUAAAACCCGAAACCGCUAUGUCUGCCAGUUUGCUCAGGAGCACAUUUCCCGGUGGGACCCAGGGCCCUGA
This is a messenger RNA of Myotis lucifugus (little brown bat), 1356 nucleotides long. Its product is annotated as C-type lectin domain family 18 member A. NCBI's taxonomy places the organism in Eukaryota, Metazoa, Chordata, Mammalia, Chiroptera, Vespertilionidae. The transcript has 12 exons. The record is from RefSeq and is a predicted model, not a curated record. Gene Ontology annotation, molecular function: polysaccharide binding. Bases 1 to 1356 code for a protein of 451 amino acids.